UUUAAGUAAUCAACAUGUUGUUUUUCUCUUUAGUGAAAGAUUGAUUACUUCCAACAUAAUAAUAAAAUUAACACACUUAACAUUGCAUUACACCAUGAUUAAAAUAUUGCAAGCAUGUCACAAAGUGGACCUUCUUGUUAAAACCUUCAUCAUUAUGGAUUCCACGAAGUUCAUUAUUAAUGUUUCAAAUUCUCAAUAUUUUAUUAUGUAUUUAAUUUUGUAUAAUUUAAUUUCAUGAUGGAUUUCAUCUCAUGCUUUGAGUUCAUUAUUAGUCUAAUUAAUUUUGCUACUAUUGUAGCAAAAUGGAGUUAGCUUCAUCCAAUGUUUCCAUACCAUAUUCUGCUGCUCAAAUUUUGGAGAUGGAAGAAUUUAGUAAUAGUCUCGAAACAUCGAUUUCAAAGCGACAUGUUGAAAAUUUUCUCGAAGGGAUUCGUUUUUGGACUUGGUUUGAGCUCAUGGAAGCAUUGAAACAAUGUCAGAAACUUUUUCAUUCCAAUGGUUACUUAGCAAUUCUAGACAAAAUCAUGGAUGAAUUCAUAGAAAGGUUAGCUUCUCCAUGUGCUAUUACAAGUCCAUACACAUGCUCUUCAAACAGAUCAAGUUUCAAGUUUUCUUGCGACACAAGUAGUAUCAUUAGCUUCUCCGAAGCUACAUGGUGGUUUGAACAUCUUCUGUUUUUGAAGAUCGAUUUGUUGGAAAAUGUUAUAAGGAAAAUGAUAUAUAACGAUUUCGAUCAUUACGUUGUUUCGAAGUUUCUAUUCUAUUAUCUCAAUUUGAGUUGUGAUAGUGCUUCACAAGAUGUUAAGAUUGAGACAAUGAAGGUUGUAAUCAAUCUUCUUUCAUUGCUUGAUAACGGAUCGAUUUCUUGCAAGGAUUUAUUCAAUCUUAACCGGGUCACGAUUAGUUUGAAAAUAGGAAAAUUUUGUAGAAACAAUAUAGAGAGACUUAUAGGUCCUAUUUUGGAUCAAGUAACAAUUGAUUAUCUACUUCUUCCAUCUCCAAUUGGAAAAGAACAUGCUUAUGAUGUUGAAUUUGUUUUAAGGGUCAUGAAGAUUUUUUUGUUAGGAGGAGGUAGUUUUGAGUUAAAUUUGAAUAGAGUUAAGAGAGUUGUUAGAAUGAUGGAUUUGUUCCUUGUGGAAGUUGCUCCUGAUCCUCAUCUUCAACCUUGUGAAUUUGAAGAACUGGUUAUGGUACUUCCAGAUUCUGUGAGGGAAACCCAUGAUCAAUUAUAUCUAGCCAUGGACAUGUACCUAAAGGUUCAUGCAGGAAUAGAUGUAAAAGAAAAGAUGAAUAUCUGUUGUACAUUGAACCAUGAGAAGCUGUCACCGGAUAUUUUGAGACAUCUUACUAGAAACCUAGUAUUUCCUUCCGAAACAAAACCAAGAGCUCAUGUGACUAGACAGAGUCGAAUGAAAACAUUACUUCAAGAAAAUGAUCAUUUGAAAAACUUCUUUGACUCCAUGUUUGGUAAAAGCAUCAAGAACAUAGAUGUGAAAGAGGAUGUUGUUGAAAAGAUAAUUUAUGAUGGUGAAGAGGUAAAGAGAUUUGUGGAAUUGGAAGGUGGGACCCAUCUGGCUUGUGUAAAGAAGUCAGGGGUACAUACUAUGAACAAUAAUAUAUAUUUGCCAAAAUUUUGUUCAUGAUUAUUAGUUUUAUUAUAUAUGGCUAUGAAUUUUGUGUUUAUAUUAAGAUUCAUAAUGAAUUGUUUAGUGUCUAA
This is a messenger RNA of Lathyrus oleraceus (garden pea), 1717 nucleotides long. RefSeq names its product BTB/POZ domain-containing protein At3g22104. The record is from RefSeq and is a predicted model, not a curated record. NCBI's taxonomy places the organism in Eukaryota, Viridiplantae, Streptophyta, Magnoliopsida, Fabales, Fabaceae. Bases 303 to 1643 code for a protein of 446 amino acids. The transcript is spliced from 2 exons.